AUGGGCCCGGGCUCUGGCGCCGCGAGCACGGUGGGACGGAGGUCGACACUGGUCAGCACCGCGGCUGGUGACGCCGCGAGGCGCCCGCCAACUCUCGGCGACGGUGAGACGGUGCAAGAUGUGCAGCUCUCGGCAGACGUCGAGGCGCUCGAGCUGCGGUGCAACGAGCCGCUCCGCUCCCGUACGACCCGCUUGUACAGUGACAAGUGGCACGGCUCGACGCCUGGGAGUGUUGUCCUAUCAUCCGCGCUCGUCGGCGACUCGACCGACUUCCCCAGCGAGAGUGUUGCGAGCAACAGGGUCGCCUCGGCGGCUUGA
Molecule: messenger RNA, 318 nt
Organism: Emiliania huxleyi CCMP1516
Lineage: Eukaryota; Haptophyta; Isochrysidales; Noelaerhabdaceae
Exons: 3
Coding region: 1-318 (105 amino acids)
Source: RefSeq, a predicted model, not a curated record